Molecule: messenger RNA, 963 nt
Organism: Ophidiomyces ophidiicola
Lineage: Eukaryota; Fungi; Ascomycota; Eurotiomycetes; Onygenales; Onygenaceae
Exons: 2
Coding region: 1-963 (320 amino acids)
Cellular component (GO): membrane
Source: RefSeq, a predicted model, not a curated record
AUGGUCGAUAUGUCCGCGCUUACUAGAUCUGCCGCCAGUUUAACAACAACUCUCGUUCAUGUCGCCGCCACCAGCAGUCCCCCCUCUCCUAUGACCACAAACUCCCCAGGCGGAAGCCAGAACAGCGAUGGAAAGAACGGCACAUGCGAGCUACUUGGGUCGUUUUCUCUGUUUGUUCAAGCUGCCCUGGGGGCUUUAGCAGUCCUUGUACUCGUCUACAAGCGGUGGAAAGAACGGCCUCAGAGACCAGUAAAGGUCUGGGCCUUUGAUGUGUCGAAGCAAGUCGUCGGCUCAGCGCUUCUUCAUCUGGCCAAUCUGCUGGCGUCAAUGUUUUCAGCGGGCCAAAUACCCGUAACCGCGACACGCCAACCAAAUCCCUGCACAUAUUACCUGUUGAACCUAGGAAUCGACACUACGCUUGGAAUUCCUAUUCUUAUCCUCAUACUUCACGUCCUCAAUCGUGUCGCUUUGCUCACUCCUUUGGCGACACCCCCAGAAUCCAUUGAAUCUGGAAACUAUGGUGACCCUCCGCAAGCAAUGUGGUGGUUCAAGCAAUCAGUGAUAUACUUCUUCGGCCUUGUGGGCAUGAAAGCAUGCGUUGUCAUCAUCAUCCACCUGCUCCCCUUUAUCGUCGAGCUCGGUGACUGGGCAUUGAAGUGGACAGAGGGCAACACCGCAGUUCAGAUCAUAUUCGUGAUGCUGCUCUUCCCCUUGAUAAUGAAUGCUGUCCAAUACUACAUUAUUGACAUAUUUAUUAAGAAAGCCAUUCCCGACGAUCGUGUGCGCGAAGUUAAUGUGCAUAGUUUUGAUACCGCGUCAGUUGAUGAAGAUCGACAUCAUGAAAGCGCAUUACUCGCAGGAUUGGAUGACGAUGAAGACUCUAUUGAUGAUGGUCCGGCAGAGUUUUCCGAUGACGAAGCGCUGGCUAAGCAACGACUCACGCCCAACAGGUCCAGACCAUAG